Molecule: messenger RNA, 1445 nt
Organism: Lathyrus oleraceus (garden pea)
Lineage: Eukaryota; Viridiplantae; Streptophyta; Magnoliopsida; Fabales; Fabaceae
Exons: 2
Coding region: 141-836 (231 amino acids)
Source: RefSeq, a predicted model, not a curated record
UCUCACGACAAAACAACAACGUUAACAUUUCUCUUCUUCUUCUGCAAUUUCAUCAAUAACAUCAAAUUCUCGUUCUCUUCACUUCAUUUUUUGUCUCUGUUAUUUUUCUUUAGUUUCAUUUCGUUUUUUCUGAUAUUACAAUGGCUGAAACAAAAAACACUCAUUGCAUUGUUGAAAUCCCAGUAGACCAAGAACAUUCAGAGACCAACAACAAGGCUUUGUUGUGUUCCAACAUGUUCGAGGCGAUUGAUGAUCAUCCAUUAACCGAAAUCUCUGAAUCUCCCGGUCACCUCUUACUCUUAAAGCUAUGGCAAAGAGAAGAAAAUCUCUUCGCCAAACGUAUUUCAAGAAAAGAAACCAGAAUGGAUUCAAUAAAAUCGGAGCUUUUUCAACUCUCUUCGUUUUUCUUCAUCUUUCAUGGCUUUUUCUUAACACUGUUGUUUACUUCAUGGGCUAAAGCCGAACAGGUUCAAAAGGGUGGUGGUAGUUGUAAGAUUUGGUGGAUACCUUCGAUGAUUUCUCUUUGCACUUCGCUUGUGUUUGUGUUUUUGGUUCAAGUGAAGUUGUAUAGGUAUUGGAAAGUGUGGGAACAGUUACAGAGGGAGAGGAAUGAUAGUAGAGGUGUUGGGAGGUGUAUUCAGGAGUUGAGGAUGAAAGGUGCUAGCUUUGAUUUGUCGAAGGAGUUGGGUUUGAAUGGGAAGAGGAUGAAGAGUUCGAGUGUUGAGAUUAAAUGGAAGGUGGUUACUUGGUUUUCUCGGUAUUUGAUUACUGUUUGUCUUGUUUGUUUUACAGGUUUGGUUUUUCCUGCUUCCAAGUUUGUUCUAUGUGGCUUGUGAGGAUGAUGAGGAUGAUGUUGAUGAUAAUGAUGGAGAGCUUGGAUUUGUUCAUUGUUAAUGAUUAUGCCUCUGCUAAAGGAAUGAAGCAUUGUUGGUCCGAUUUUAGAAAGCCCUUUUGAAGCACAAAAAAUGGCCUCAAGAGGUUUCAAUGUAAACUACAAAUUUAGCAAGGAUGGGAGUGAAGCAUUAUCUAUGGAGACAGGGAUUCUGCAAGAGCAUUGAUGAAUAUGUGUCAUUGUGAAUACUGACUAGAGAUUCUGCAAGAGCGUGAUUCUGUUAUGAUGCAACACCUCUUGUGUGCAUUGGCAUCUACAAUUUUGUAAGCACUGUAAUGCAGCUAUGAUACUGCGAGCUGCUUCAAUUUUGAUUCAUUUUUUGAACAUUACAAGUUCUCUGAACUACUAAUGCUGUUGUUGUUAUACUCAGCUGCUUCAAUUUUGAUACAAUCUUGUGAACACUAAUGCAGCUGUUUGUACGUACUGCCAGCUGCUUCAAUUUUGUGAAUACUGCAGCUGUAUUUAUGCUGCGAGCGGCUUCAAUUUUGAUUCAUUUUGUAAUGCUAUAACUGUAAUAUCUAAUCUUAGGAAAUAAAGGCUAUUCAUUCUUUAA